AUGGUGCGUUUUCUUUCCUUCUUUUCGUUAAAUUUUGGGCAGAGUGCCUUGUAUUUUUCGAAGGCAUCUUGCAAUAAUAUAUGUAACACGACCAAACAUAACUGUCUUUUCAAUUUCGCACAGCUGACUGAGUCUCCUCUCCCUGUAUUGAAAUAUUUCUCUUUCCCUUCUCUCUCUCUCUCUCCCUCUCUCUCUCUCUCUCUCUCUCUAUGUUUUCUAUAUUUUCUUGCCUCUAUCUUUCAAUACUUUUCUUUUCCUGUGUCUUUCUUCUUUCUCUAUCUUUCUCUUUUUCUCACUCUACAUAUGUAUUUAUCUAUAUCUUCCUCUCUUUUUCUCUCUCUCUCUUCCUCGCAUAUUCUCUAUCGCUUGCUCUCUCUUUCUCCGUCCAUUUAUUUCUCUAUCUCUGUCUUUAACUCUGUGUUUCACGUUGUGCCUUUCUACUCUUUCUUUCUUUCUUUCUUUCUUUCUUUCUUUCUUUCUUUCUUUCUUUCUUUCUUUCUUUCUCUUUGCCUCUCUUUUCCUCUCUUCCGUUCUCUCUGCCUUUUUCUUUCUUUCUCCCUUUCUUUCUCCCUUUCUUUUUUCUUUCUCUUUCUGGCUAUAGCUCUCUUUUUUUUUCUCCUCAUUUUUCGCUCUUUUUCUUUAUCUCUUUCUCUCUAUCUCUCUAUCUCUCUCUUUCUGUUUCUUUCUCUCUUCCUGUCUCUUUCUCUUUUCGACUUUUUCCUUUCUUUCUCUCUCUUUUCCUCUCUUCUAUUCCUAUCAGAUUCGCCUUUUCCUACAUUUUGGCUGACUUCUCCGAAUUUUCUCCAUCAUUUUUUCCUUUCCGUCUUAACAUCUUUUCAUCCUGUAUUUAUUUUUCUUUCUUUUGCUAUACGCCGUUUCCUUCUCCCUCACUCUCGCUCUCUUUCUCUCUCACUCUCUCUCUCUUUUUCUCUAUCUGUGUCUCACUUCACUUCUCCUUUUCUUUCGGUGACACUCAUUCUUCCCUCCUCAUUCUUUUAA
Acanthosepion pharaonis is the source of this 999-nucleotide messenger RNA. The record is from the annotation of a GenBank genome assembly. NCBI's taxonomy places the organism in Eukaryota, Metazoa, Mollusca, Cephalopoda, Sepiida, Sepiidae.